Molecule: messenger RNA, 2180 nt
Organism: Laetiporus sulphureus 93-53
Lineage: Eukaryota; Fungi; Basidiomycota; Agaricomycetes; Polyporales; Laetiporaceae
Exons: 3
Coding region: 138-1769 (543 amino acids)
Source: RefSeq, a predicted model, not a curated record
UGGAGCAGGAGCAUGGUGCAGACACGCUCACCACGUUGCGAUCACAUGCUAUACACGCGAAGCGGCAUUUAAACGAGUGCUGCAGCUCUUAUCAUUUCCCCAUCAUCCACAGACUACAACGACGCUCUCAGCUCGAUAUGCACAUUUCCAGGGCAUUAGUGUUAGUUGGUCCGCUGGAGGACCACGAGACGGGCUUUGUGAAGCUCCACCAAUGUCUCUGGGGCAAGGGUGGUUCUAUGGACGCAGAACUCUUUUCCGAGAGGCCAGUCGUAUCGACCGUUGGGUCUGAUUUCAUACACGACAUGAAUAAUCCACCUUUACGAGUGUUGACACUUCCGGAACUUUCGAUUCAGCCACAAGCGAUGCUUGUUAGAGAGGAAUAUGAAGAGGCGUUGCGGUACUUCGAUCUGCGCUACUCGAGUAAUCCGUCAGGCGGGGUGCUCAUCACAGGCCAUCCUGGUAUCGGCAAGUCAAUCUUCUUGCGAUACAUUCUCGUCAUGAGAAUCCUACGAGGCGAGCCCACCUUAUACCAGCAUCAACCGGACUCCAUGUUCCUGUUCCACGCCAAAGGUGUCUUCCGUCUACCGACGGACAGGUUGGAAGCAGUGUCGCGGGCUGCUCACCUUGAACAAUUCUCAGACGCUUUCGCCCUCGUCGACGUCGGCGACGAGUUAGAGGAGCCAGCGAAGAACCUUCUUUCACAGUGGUCUCCUUUCUUUCUCGUCGCAGCGGUACUUCCAAGAACAGGCGAGCGGCCGUGGAUGAGGAUCAGAAAGAUGAAGCAGUUUGUUAUGAAUGCUUGGUCGUGGCCAGAAAUCGUUAUUGGCAAUACCUUGCAGCGGCGCGAGCUGUCCGAAUCUGUUUUGUUCGACGUUUUUACCAAAUUUGGACCCGUCCCUCGUGUCUGCUAUCAGUUUGCAGAAGGUCGAUUCCUUGACGAGGACAUGGAGGACUGGAACAAGAGGGUAGUCGCACUCUGUAAAAGCAUUCCAUCCGGGUGGAACUCGCCGACAAACGUACUGGCGCUGGCGGCCCACCCGGAUUUCGACAAGGUCUUCCUUCUCAGGCCGCAUGACUCUGAUCGUCGACAAGAGGUUUAUGAUGUUAUCAGUCGUCACAUCGGCAGACUCAUACUGGACAUGCACAUACAGCUCCAUGGAGCCCAGACCUCUAAGCUAUACGACCUGUUGCACGAUGGCGGACAGUCUCCCAAUCUAGCGGCCGCAGUUCUUUUCGAGCAUUUCUUGUGCAGUUCGCCGACCCGGUGCAUCGAAGGACGGAAAAUCCAAGUAUAUCGCAAGAUCAGAUACUCCUUUGACGAAAACGUCGUUGCUGGGUCGGCGACGACGAUAAUGCAAUACGUGGACAAACUUCCGCGCCGCUACGAUGCAUUCACCAGCCUGAGUGCCGACAGCGGAGAGAUUUUAUGGCUACCAAAUUCUCCGGCCUUCGAUGCAUUCUCGGUCUUCUUCCGUUCAAGGGAAGGGUAUCGGACUCCCCACAAACAUCUUGGCGGACUAUCCGCAGUGAUCCUGAUCGCCACUUUUGCUCGCCGGCACCGCAUACCGACCAGGGCCCUUGAAGCCCUAGCGUCCCGUUUUCCCGAGGAUCGUCAGCCAACCACGGACUGUCCUUGGUCUAUUGUGUUCAUCGUCCCGGAAGGACAGAAGUUAGAGUGCUGGGUUGACAGUGAACUAUGGGCAGACAAGCUGGAGGUGGUACUUUGCCGGAUGGUCGUGACUGAUGAUCGUCUCAAGAAGAAACUCUAAUAUUUUCUCUCCCCUUUUUCGCUGCUGUUUGUCUGCUGACAGUACUUUGCAUACAUUGUGAUGUACAUCAACUCACCAAGUGAUACUACUUAGGUUUGACAUUUGUACAGCCCCCACUAAUAUCUCCAAGGCACACUUUGCCGAUCGAGGCAGUCGAUAUGCAUCGGCCAAAGCCGCACAGCAAGUCGCAGCCUGGCGAGGUCCCGCUCUCCAUUUCGAAGCGGGAGUACUUCGCCGACCCGAACGCUUGAUCGCUUUCGACCAUGGAGCGUAGGUAUAUAUCGCAUUGUGAGUGGAAGUAAUGCAUCCUUGUAGCAUGUCGACGGCAAGCAUUGGGCAUUGCCUGACAGACACAUAUGCAGAGGAGGCAGCCCUUUUGCCGCCACAGUAGGUAAACAUUGAAAAUUGUGC